Messenger RNA from Colletotrichum chrysophilum, 693 nucleotides. RefSeq lists its product as uncharacterized. Gene Ontology annotation, cellular component: cytoplasm. Lineage: Eukaryota; Fungi; Ascomycota; Sordariomycetes; Glomerellales; Glomerellaceae. The record is from RefSeq and is a predicted model, not a curated record. The transcript has 2 exons. Bases 1 to 693 code for a protein of 230 amino acids.
AUGAAGGAGCAGGUCGAGAGACUGGUGGACAAGGCCUGGGACAAGUUUGAAAAGACACCGGCCGAUAAACGCCUACGCAAAACAACCCUCUCCCAGAUAAUAACAACUCGCCUCAACACCCGCGCCUCCGCCCUCGACACCUCCUACACCCACGCCCCGCCCGCCGCCUUCGUGCCCAUGGACGGCUACCACCUCACCCGCGCCCAGCUCUCCGCCCUCCCGGACCCGUCCACCGCCCACGCCCGCCGCGGCGCCGCCUUCACCUUCGACGGCCCUGCCUUCCACGCCCUCGUCACCUCCCUGCGUGUGCCCCUCGGCCCCGAAUCCUCCGCGCCCAUCCUCGCCCCGAGCUUCGACCACGCCGUCAAGGACCCCAAACCCGACGACAUCGCCAUCCUCCCGUCCCACCGCAUCGUCGUCUUCGAGGGGAACUACCUCGCCCUCGACAAGGACCCCUGGAACGCCGCCGCACGGCUGAUGGACGAGCUGUGGUUCGUCGACGUCGACUUCGAGGUCGCGCGCAGGAGGCUGGUCAAGAGGCACGUCAAGGCGGGCAUCGCGAAGGACGAGGAGGAGGCGGAUAAGAGGGCACGGGAAAACGACCUGGUAAACGGGCGCGAGAUUGUGGAUUUCAGGAUGGAUGUUGAUGAGGUCGUCGUCAGUCGCGAGGAUGACGAAUGGGUUCACGAGUAG